Messenger RNA from Solanum stenotomum, 660 nucleotides. RefSeq names its product 50S ribosomal protein L24, chloroplastic. Gene Ontology annotation, cellular component: ribosome; mitochondrion. The coding region runs from base 268 to 648 and encodes 126 amino acids. The record is from RefSeq and is a predicted model, not a curated record. Gene Ontology annotation, molecular function: structural constituent of ribosome; RNA binding. The transcript is spliced from 3 exons. Gene Ontology annotation, biological process: translation. NCBI's taxonomy places the organism in Eukaryota, Viridiplantae, Streptophyta, Magnoliopsida, Solanales, Solanaceae.
GGUUGGUAUCUUUUGAUCCGUUUCUGGUCUUUUUACCUUCCGUCAGGUGAUAAAUAUUCUUAUAACCCAAAAAUGUUUAAUGUUACUCUGUUAUGAACAUUCCAUGUCACUUGCAAGGUAAAUGUAGUAUCUAGUAGUUCGACUUCCAUUUUUUGUGCCAGGGGAAUUUGUUCUGUGUAAAAAGGGUCUUCAUUUUCAUUUCUUCUGCAGCUCAAGCAAUGGGAACGGAAAAAGUGUAAGCCAAAUAGCCUUCCUGUGCUACACAAAAUGCACGUGAAACUCGGAGAUACAGUAAAAGUCAUAUCUGGCCACGACAAAGGUAAGGUUGGAGAGAUCACUGAGAUUAUCAAGCACAACAGCAAAGUUGUCAUAAGAGAGAUAAACUUGAAAACCAAGCAUGUGAAGAGUAGGAGUGAGGAUGAACCAGGCCAAAUCGUCAAGAUUGAAGCUCCUAUUCACAGCUCGAACGUGAUGCUUUACUCGAAAGACCAGAAGGUAGCCAGUCGGGUGGGUCAUAAGACACUCGACAAUGGUAAAAGGGUCAGGUACCUCAUAAAAACGGGGGAAAUUAUCGAUAGUGUGGAGAACUGGAAGAAAGCUGUCAAAGAGAAGGAGAAAGCAACAGAAGCAGUUGCUGUUGCUUCUUAGAAGGCUAGCUUG